CGGCGAACUCACCCCCUUGCGCCCAGCCCAGCAGCAGGAAGGACCUCCGCCGGAUUUCAGUGUCUCCUCCAGUGCCUCCUUCAGCCGAAGUCAAACUGAAGCGCCGCCGUGCAACCAUGUGGAAAUACACCAUGCCGUGGGUGGUGGCAUGGGCGGCUUGGCAAGUGGGCGCCUCCCCGUCGGAUGGGCGUUCCUCGGACCCGCACAUUCAACAGGGCGUUCAUCACGAGAUCCACUCCUUCCCGAGCGAGGUGGCGCUUGGUAAUCCAGACACAAUGGAGACCGACAUCCCGGGGGCGCCGCUCAGCCCGGCGGACUUCGAGAACAGCGCCGUCAUGAUCCCUGAGGCAGUGGACACGAGCCACCAGGCGGACCCCAUCGAGCUGGCCGGCCUCUUCCAGGGGGACAUAAUGCUUGUCCCGCGCGACCAGCUCAAGGAACUCAACAUGGUGAGUCCAGAUAACAAGGAACGGUGGGCGCAUGAAAGUUCGUGGGGAGUGGGAAACACAAUCAUUAGUGUAUUCCUAAGCGGAUAG
Penaeus indicus is the source of this 536-nucleotide messenger RNA. RefSeq lists its product as uncharacterized. The record is from RefSeq and is a predicted model, not a curated record. Bases 117 to 536 code for a protein of 139 amino acids. NCBI's taxonomy places the organism in Eukaryota, Metazoa, Arthropoda, Malacostraca, Decapoda, Penaeidae. The transcript has 4 exons.